Podarcis lilfordi (Lilford's wall lizard) is the source of this 4465-nucleotide messenger RNA. The record is from the annotation of a GenBank genome assembly. NCBI's taxonomy places the organism in Eukaryota, Metazoa, Chordata, Lepidosauria, Squamata, Lacertidae.
GACGAGGGGAGAGAGGAGAGAGGAGAUCGCCAGCCGCCUUCCUCCGACGCCCGCGAUCCUCCGCCCCCCACCCUACCCAGGACCCCUCUCUCCUCCCCGCCCCCUCGGAACCGGCGUGGGGGAAGCCUCCGGUCCUGCUCGCUCGCCGCAGACGCCGCGCACCGCCAUGAGUCACCGCCGCCACCGCCGGGUCUCCUCGGGCUCCGGGCAGCCCCGGCUGCUUCUCGCGGCGACAGGAGCUACGGUGACCGUCUAACUCCGCCGCCGCACCGCCGAGGAAGAAGAAGGAGGAGCUGCAAGGCGGGCAGGAAGCAGGCGGCGGCGGCGGGGGCUCCGUCCACCCGUCCCCUGCGCCCCGCAGAGAUGCCCAAGCGGGGAUAGCAUGGCCCGGCGCCCCAGACGGCUCCUUCUGCGCCGCCGCCUCGUCGGGCUGCUGGCCGGCGUCUCCGCCAUGCUUCUGCUGCCGCUACUGCAGGCGGGCCGGAGCUGCCCGUCGUGCUUCUGCUUCGCCACGCCGGACACCGUGCAGUGCCGCUACGUGCGCCUCCUCGAGCCCCCCGACGAGCUGCCCCGGGCCGUGCACAACCUCUCCAUCGUCGGCGGCAACCUGACGGUGCUGCGCACAGCCGCCUUCGCCGGAGGCUGGGCCCGCGGCGAGCCCCUUCGGCCGCUUGGCAACUUGACGCUGCUGGUACUGACGCACAACCACAUCGAGACGCUGGAGGAGGCGACCUUCGCCGGCCUGCCCGCCCUGGCCACGCUGGACCUGAGCCACAACCCGCUGCGCUCCGUGGCGCCGGGCGCCUUUGCCUCUUGCGCGCGGUUGCGCACGCUGCGCCUCAACCAGGCGCUGCUGGCGCCCGGGGCGCCGCCCUUCGCCGAGCUGUUGGACGGCGCGCUCUUGAACCUCAGCCUGGUGCGCCUGGAGCUGGCCGGCAACCGGCUGCGGCAGCUGCCGGCCCCCUGGGCCCUGCCUCCGGGCUUGGAGGAACUGGACUUGCGCAACAACUCCCUGCGGGCGCUGCGCUCCGAGCGCCUGGACGGCUUGGCGGCGCUGGGCCGCGUGCGGCUGCUGCUGGACUCGAACCCGCUGCACUGCGAUUGCGCCUCGCUGCGGCCCCUGCUGCUCUGGCUGCGCAACGCCACGUGGCGCGCGCCCGGGGUGCGCCGGCUGCGCUGCGCCUCGCCGCCGCAGCUGCGCGACCGGCUGCUGUGGCGCCUUCGGCUCCUGCAGUUGGAAUGCCUCGACGGCUCGGACUGGGCGCUGCUGGAGCCCGGCGGCUCCGAGGAAGAGGAGAUGGAGACGGCCUCGUACGUCUUCUUCGGCAUCGUCCUGGCGCUCAUCGGCGUCGUCUUCCUCAUGGUGCUCUACCUCAACCGAAAGGGCAUCAAGCGGUGGCUCAGCAAUCUCCGAGAAGCCUGCCGGGACCAGAUGGAGGGGUAUCACUACCGCUAUGAGCAGGACAGCGACCCGCGACGGGCCAGCCCCGGAGACCUCUGAGGCAAGCUGGCAGCAGGCCUGGGGAGCUUCAUUCCACCACCACCCCCACCCAAAAAAAACAACUUGAGAAGGGCGGUGGUGACACCUUCCUUUCUGGUCUUCCAAAGUGGGGGGGGAUGGACAGACAAGUGGAAACCCACUACCCAGCUCUGCAAACUUGUCCAAAACUCUACCUGUUGGGGGGGUGCAGGGACAUCGCCCCAGGCAAGGUGCAGAGGACCCCCUCAACCCCAAGGGUGGCUCACGACUGACUCUGCAGGCACCCUAAAGCCAGCCUCGAGGGGACUGUGUGGGCAAUCUCUCCCCCACCUCCCACAAACCAAAGGGACACGUUUUCCAGUUGCACCCUACUUGGGGGCACUCAGCUUUUUACCCACUAAGGUAUGCCCAGCCCUCCCAACAUGGGGUGUGCGUGUGCUUUGUCUAAUUAUAAUUUAAAAUGCCUCCCAAACCGUCACCCGCUAAGAAGGAAUCUCCCCAUUCUGGACACAGGACUAUGCAGCAUAGGCUUCUAUCUAGGGGGAACUGGGAGUGUUAGUGAAGCACGUGAACGCAAGCAGGUACUCGCUUGGCAUCAGUAAGGAUCAGGCAGACGCAGCAAUGGAGAAUAAGAAGGUGAAGUUUAUUGCCAGGCAAUAAGGACCCAGUUUGGAAUCUCUUCCAAAAGGAACUGGGACCCCGAUUGACAGAAAUCCAGAGGUCUUUAUACCUGAGCAGAUCACAGCAAAUCAUAGAUCAUGAGACAACCAUGAGGCAGUCACGAUAUCGCCAGCGAGAAUUAGCCAAUUAGCGAGCUUCUUGCCAUGCUUCCAGCUCCUGGUCAAGCACUGGUCAAGCACGGAGUUCUAAUUCUGCUUUCCGCUGCUUGCAGUGACGCUCUGUCUAACCUCUCCCCUAGUUAUGACAGGACAGGGAGUAUUGGAGAUUUUGUGGUUUAGCUCUUCCUGUUCUGUGGAUUAAUUUAGCCUGUAUCUGAGGGGAUUUUGUACCAGUAUCUCUGAUUCACGUCUUCCCCUUGUCCAGGGUACACGGAUGUUUGUAGGGGAAAGGUCGGCUCCUAAUUUUGCUGUUUCAAGCAGUUUGCAGUUAGCUAAGGCACAGCUUCCCUUUGAUUCAAAAUGGAUUAUACAAUACUGUAAGCCCUGAUUAUGUGUGAGCAUAUAUGAAUAUUUUGAUUACUGAUAACUGAUUAUAUGAAUUGCAUAAGGGUAGCCCUUCUUUCUUGCCUCAUUAGGAAUUAUUUGGCCCCAAUUCUAAUCUGCCCCCAAAUAGGGGGAAAGCUGGGAUCCUGAGCAGACUUCCCUGGAAGUGAGUCCUGUUGAACUAAAAUCGGACUUGCUGCCAAGUAAACAUGUAAAAAAACAACAACUGGUGCAUGAAAACCCCACAUUAUUCUGCCUGCAGCUAACCCAUUGCCCCAUUCUCAGCUCUAGGCGCAGGAGAAGGCUGACGCAGCAGUCACCUUGGCAUGGUCAGGAUUUAUUCCUUACAGACCUCCAAGCUUCAGGGAACAACAGGUUUAUAGCAGAAUCAUCUCCCCUUCUGCUCCCAAACACACACACUCGCCACCAUGACAUUGUCCUAGCAGAGAAAGGUCUUGCUGCCUUGCUUUUGAGUAGUCCCACUGAAAUCGACAAAUUACUCCAGAGUCAGUAGUUCGCUAAAGAAAGGCUGUUGAGCUGCCAUCUUCAAACAGCUUCUUUCUGGAGUAGGCCCAUGGAUUUCAGUGUCGCUAUUGUACAAGUAAGUGGAUUUAGGGUGGCAGUUUAAUUGCCUUUAGAACAGCAUUGCAGUGUGGGGGGGUGUCCCCUGGAAUCACCGGGCAGUGAGAAAAAAGUUUAAAGCUGACCUUCCUCUUUCGCCUCUCUCCAUCCCCCUGUGUUUAAGGAACAAGGGGGCUGGGAUCUUGCAUCCAGUGCUAGCCUUACUCAGAGUAGACCUAAUGGAAUCAAUGGGCAUGACUAACUCAGGCUCAUUGAUUCCAGAGGGUCUAUGCUGCUAGCUUUGGGUGCAACCUGCAGCCACGGUCUUCAUGGUUGGAGAAAGAAAUGGGGGAAAACCCUGGACAUAUAAAACUUGGAUUUUCUUUGGGAGAGCAAGAAAACUCUAUUCCCUUUCUCCUUUGCACAGCCCGUUUCCUCCAGCAAAGCCAGUUUUCCCUGGCAAAAGUGAGGGCUACCAAAUCCUGCCUGGCUCUAAACGAAUCGAGGCCGUCCCUCUGGGGUGAGUUUGUCCCCUGACAGCAACUGAGUGCAAUAGGGCUCCAUUAGCUGGAACCCUGCAACCCCCCCACGCCCCCCUGCUUUUACUGUCGUCAGUUGAAGCUGACUCAGUUCUCUUCAACUCACCCCCCAACCCCCCAAAAAUACUAUUUCUGUUUCCCAGCCACCAAAGAGCUACUACCCAACUGUUAGGCAGCUCAGCACAGAAACAUUUGCGGAGGAAGGACCUGACCUGAGAGAGAGAGAGAGAGAGAGAGGAUGUAAUUUUCUCUUUGCUUCCCUUCGAGGAAAUUAAUGGUUGGCUGUGCUCCCCCCUGCCCUACAGAAGAGAAUGCAAAUGUUCAACAGUAGCAAACCCUCCCCACUUAGACUGGCUGGCUGGUUGCAUGACUCCGAAGCAUGCAUAAAAUACGACGACUUAAUUUCCCAAACUGUGAAGUAAUGACAGAUGACUUAGAUUAGGGCCGUUUUCGCUGAUCUUUGUAUCAGGUGGGGGAGAGGGGUUUGAAACGCUCGUUCUAGUUCAUUCUUCCACAAGUUUGCUUUAGAACAGUGCCUGUUAGCGUGGUUUUUGGGCACGGCAGGAUGAGCUCCCAGCCCGGUGCGCUACAGUUCCUCUGGCUGGUGGCGCUACCUGUCAUGCCAAAAGCCGCUGUUAGUCUCUGCCUAGAGCAAAGAAAUUGAAAUUUGCAUCUCUUAACUGUAUUGUACUUUUUUCUAUAAAGCUUAUUGCAAUAAUUUC